Molecule: messenger RNA, 1254 nt
Organism: Musa acuminata subsp. malaccensis (wild Malaysian banana)
Lineage: Eukaryota; Viridiplantae; Streptophyta; Magnoliopsida; Zingiberales; Musaceae
Product: putative pectinesterase 11
Biological process (GO): pectin catabolic process; cell wall modification
Molecular function (GO): pectinesterase activity
Source: RefSeq, a predicted model, not a curated record
AUGCUUGUUGAGCAAGAGAGUGGCUGGCUCCUGUCACUGCUCUCCUUCUUUAAGUAUGCCUCCAUUAGCAUGCUGAAUUCUACGUUUGCAAGAGCCAUGGAGACUUUGAGAGACACCCGCCUUGCGCUGUUGGCCUUGUUGGCUGCUUCUUCCUUCUUCGCGGUGGCCGCCGCGGCAGGUUCUUCGGAUCCAUCCUCCGCGAUUCUCGUCAGAGUCGACCAGUCCGGGAAGGGAGAUUUCAGAAACAUUCAGGCCGCCAUCGAUGCUGUGCCUUCCAACAACGCCGAGCCCGUCUUCAUUUUGAUCACGCCUGGGACUUACAGAGAGAAGGUGACUGUUCCAGCUGACAAGCCCUUCAUAACAUUGAGCGGCUCAAAUGCAAUGUCCACAGUCAUAACAUGGGGUGAAGGUUGGACAUCAUCAGAAUCUCCCACGGUUUCAGUGUUAGCUUCAGAUUUCGUUGGAAGAUACCUCACGAUUCAGAACACAUUUGGUCCAAAUGGCCCAGCGAUCGCCCUGCACGUUGCUGGGGACAGAGCAGCAUUCUACUCCUGCAGGAUCAUCGGUUUCCAGGACACUCUCCUGGACGACACCGGACGCCACUACUACAGUAACUGCUACAUCGAAGGCGCCACCGACUUCAUCUGCGGGAACGGCCUCGCUCUCUUCGAAAAAUGCCACUUGCACUCGACAUCACCGGGCGGCGGAGCCAUCACGGCGCAACGCCGGUCCAGUGCAGCUGAAAGCACAGGGUAUAGCUUCUUGCAGUGCAAGAUCACCGGCACCGGAGCUGGAACUGCAAUCCUCGGGCGGCCAUGGGGACCCUACUCCAGGGUGGUGUUUGCGUUCACCUACAUGUCCGACGCAGUGCUACCUGAAGGUUGGAACGAUUGGAACGACCCUCGCAACCAGAGGACGGCGUACUACGGGGAGUACAGCUGCUUUGGUCGUGGCUCAGAUGUCACAGGAAGGGUUGCGUGGUCUCACAGGCUGACACCGCUCGAAGCCGAGCCGUUUGCUACCAAGUCUUGGAUCGACGGUCAAGAUUGGCUGAGGCCUACCCCGCGCUAUUUCAGGAGAUCAUCUGCCCUCACAACAAACUCCUCAGACGGUGGCCUGUAGCUCCUCACGUAUCAUAUUGCAUACUGUAUAUCCCAAUGUAAAGAAAAAUAUGACAAUUUCAUUCUUAUUGAUUCAUGUAAAUAAUAAUGUGGUUUGUUAUGUAAAUGAUAUGCCCAUCAGUUAUGACAUCAA